UAGCAGCUGCACAAAAGAGCACAUCGGAUCACGCGCGGCAGGAGCUAGACGCGUGCGCUGUAAUUAGUCGCGGACAUUGUAAUGGAAAGACGUAUUAUGUGGAUUUGAGGAGAAGUCGACAUAUAAACGUGUUACAUUUAUAGGAUUAGCUUGUGUCCCCUGUCUUCGUCUGUGAAAUGGGGAUUGAUCGGCGACGGAGAGCCUCGCUGGCGCUUACCUUGAACUUCAUUGCCUUGUUUCUGGCGCUGUCCGCGCUUUCUACCAGCUACUGGUGUGAGGGGACGCGGAAAGUAGUUAAACCGUUCUGUACCGGACCGGUGAAGACUAGACAGUCGUUCUGCAUUAGGUUCAACAGUUCGAACCUUAAUGACACUCGUCUGGUCCAGUACAUCUGGGAAACGGGAGAGGACAAAUACCUGAUGAGGAAGUUUCACACCGGAAUUUGGUUCUCUUGCGAACAGAACGUCAACAUGACCGGGGAGAACUGCAGAAGUUUCAUAUACGUGGCCCCUUCCAAUGAGCGAGGAGUGUUGUGGCUGUGCAUAGUGGCAGAGUGCCUGUACAUACUCCUCCUGGCCACUGGGGGCAUCCUCAUGUCCAUAGAGGUCUGUCGUUUUGGCAACGUCAUCGACGGACUCAAACUGAACGCCUUCGCUGCUAUUUGCACUGUCUUGUCAGGUCUGCUUGGCAUGGUGGCUCAUAUGAUGUACACCACAGCCUUCCAGCUCACUGUGAGUCUGGGACCUGAGGACUGGAAGCCCCAGACUUGGGACUACAGCUGGUCCUACAUGCUGGCGUGGGGCUCGUUCACGGCUUGCAUGGCGUCUUCCGUCACCACCAUCAACCGCUACACCAAGACCAUCCUGGAGUUCAAGCACAAGCGCAGGAACAUCGAGAAGAACCUGAAGAUCAAACAGAAGCUUCUGGAACUGGACUCACCUGAGCAGGUGUGGGACAUGUACAUCAGCUCGGUCCCCAGCACCACCGAGGAGCUGCUGGAUCUGUCCGCCAACGGACGCAAGCUCUCCAACGCCUCCGUCUUCCUGGACCUCAACGACCUGCCUGACUCCCAGGGGGAGGAGUACUGCUGA
Molecule: messenger RNA, 1091 nt
Organism: Osmerus eperlanus (European smelt)
Lineage: Eukaryota; Metazoa; Chordata; Actinopteri; Osmeriformes; Osmeridae
Gene: gsg1l2b
Product: gsg1-like 2b
Exons: 5
Coding region: 177-1091 (304 amino acids)
Cellular component (GO): plasma membrane
Source: RefSeq, a predicted model, not a curated record